Lytechinus pictus (painted urchin) is the source of this 3333-nucleotide messenger RNA. RefSeq lists its product as uncharacterized. NCBI's taxonomy places the organism in Eukaryota, Metazoa, Echinodermata, Echinoidea, Temnopleuroida, Toxopneustidae. Gene Ontology annotation, biological process: transmembrane transport. Bases 990 to 2489 code for a protein of 499 amino acids. The transcript has 9 exons. The record is from RefSeq and is a predicted model, not a curated record. Gene Ontology annotation, cellular component: membrane. Gene Ontology annotation, molecular function: monocarboxylic acid transmembrane transporter activity.
GAAGUUUUUCCAAUUCUAAUUCUGUGCUGUACGUUAUAUUCAUUCUGAUUUAUAAAUUGUUCCAGUGUUAUAUUAGCAAUCAGAGAGCAGAUACUUAUUUGCAACAGCUAAUAUCGUGGUUGCAUUUUUUUAAUGGGGAAGAUGGGACGGUCGAGGUUUGUUAUAUGCAAGCGGCCCCCAGCCAAGGGCAAGUUCAAACUUCAAGGAAGGUAGGAAUGAGGUAUUAAGGUUUCAAAGCACAGCACGGUUGCGACUGUGACAUCCAGAGAUGAUAGACGAUGACAGGAGGAUCAUGUUGACAAGUUCUUAUUCUGACUGCGACAGCAUCUCAACUCAGCGUUGGAAACCAAAUCCAGUCACUGCAUGCUUUCCGGCCGUCAUUUUGGAGUUAAGAGCUGGCCCCCAAGGCAGAAGUGGAAAGACAGACGGAUUCAGCCAGCAUCAGAAUCAAACAUCAUACGAUGUUGGCCCUUCACAAGAUGUCCAAGCUCGCGCCAGUGAACCGGAAACAGAAGUAGGAUUAGCAUUGCAUAUCAAAGUAAACAAGUGAUAGUCUGUCUGACCAGCUGAUUCGCUGCCGUCAUAUCAAAUAAACCUGAUAAUACGCAGUUUUAUUUUUAAUAGAAUAAUCAAAGGUAAACACAUCUAGACGAUACUGAUAUGUACUUGAGUUUCGAGGUAAGAAUUUAGUGAAUGGCCGCUCUAUUAAAGGAAACGAUAUCUCUCAUCGUGCAGCUGAUACGAGAAUAUAUCUCUAAAUAAAACAUUAAUGUUUUCCUGUUGCCCCCUACAAAAAUAUCAAUUUGUUGCAUCAGUGAUUUACAAAUCUUAAAAUCGAACAGCAUAAUAACAUUUUCUACUUCAUCUUUGUACACUGGAUAACAAACAUAUUAAUUGAAACAACUGAAAACAUAGGAGAAUUAAAAAAAGUCUGAAGGCAUCUGAAAACCCGAUUUCUUCAGGAACACAUAAUUUAAAAAUUGUUACUCAUGACUGCGAAGGGGAAGGCUGUGGAACAUAAACUUGCCAGUAGAGAUGGAGUUUGUUCGAAGCAGGAUGAUGUCGAUUUCAAAAAGCCUUCAGCCAAACGAAACUUUACCUGCAAGGCUCUGUGGGAAGACCCAACGUAUUUCCGAUGGAUCACUACUUUCAUCUGGGCUUCGGUCAGCGUUUUCAACUUUGGUAUUAUUGGAGACUUUAGCAUGUUCUUCAUCUAUAUCGAAGAGGAUCUUAAAGCUUCUGUGAUGGAAUUAAACUGGCUAGGUAGUCUUCCAUGGAUUCUCUUCAGUGUGUGUUCACCACUCACCGCACCCAUCGUCAAAGUCCUCGGCUAUCGCUACACCCUUGUCGGGUCUAACCUUGCCUGCGCCAUUGGGCUCUUUGCCACCAGCUUCCCGCACCAGAUAUGGCCAAUGUAUCUCACGUACAGUCUGGUGUUCGGCGGAAGCACGAUUAUCUAUUAUACUGCCGGAUGUAUCUAUGUCACAGGUUACUUUGACCGGAAGUCCUGUACCGGUCCUGUGUCUUCCAUGGGAUUUUUUUAUGAGAUAGCUGUUCUGGUAUUCAGUCCCGUCAUCCAGGUGACUGCCGAUGCAUGGGGGUGGCGCUGGUCGGUUCGCCUCCUCUCUUCAUGCACACUCGUCUGUUCUGGGCUUCUUGUUAUAUUCAUCAGGCAACCUCCGUUAGAUCUCUCGGGACGGAUUAGUAGUCCAGUCACCAAUGAUGACGACCAAGGAAAAGAGUCAAUUGAUGUCCAUGAACCAUGCUUAGCGACCACGAAAGACACCGAGGCCAAUGAUGUGGUGACGACGUCGCGAGAGAGAUACAUCAAGAUGAUAUCGAUGCCUUCUUUCUGGGUCUUCGAGUUGAGCAUAAUAUCAUCUUUUACAGCGCUGUCGUUCAGCAAUAUUAAUCUCGGCAGCUACCUCUUCUCUGUCGGCAUCUCUACUGGAGUUACUGCGAUUUUACACUCGUCUUUGGCAGGAGGGGGGGUAUUCGGGCGGUCCCUCGUUAUGUUUCUUUCCCAUAAACUACCCGUCCCCAUUUCAAGCAUCUUUCCAAUCAUCGCCAUCCUGAAUUGUUUCCUCUCCAUCCUCCUAUUAAUAACAUCCAGUUUACCGGUACUCUACAUCUAUUCCACAGCCGUGGGCUUUCUUCGUGCUCUAUAUUUCUCCCUGGCGACCGGACUUGCGGUGGAACUCUUUGGGAUCGAGAAUGCGGCUCAGGGGUAUGUGGGACUGUUCUUUGCUUACGGCAUAGCCGGAGUACUUGCUGCCGUGUUACCAGGUGUUACUCAUGGUCUUACUGGAUCUUAUACAGUCACGGUGAUUACUUGUGCAGUGUUCUGGGGUAUUUCUUUCCUUCUCUUUGCCGUUGUCUACCUCCUGUACCGCCGCCGACAAAAGAGGGCGUUAGAAGCUGUGAGAAUAUCAGCAAAAUCACAAUUACAUGUACACAGUGAUGAAAACUAUGCAACGAAGAGCCUAUAAAAGGUAACGUUGGAAGCAAUACAUACUUGGAGGCUAGGCAUGACAAUGGGGAAAAAUGCAAGAUUUUAAAAAGAUUUAAAAACAUAAAAAAGAGAAAUAUUGCUGAAGAUGUCGACUUGAAGGAGCUGAAGAAAACAAGUUUAAUGGAUGAUGUUUAUUUAGAGUACAGCACCGGGAAGUUUACUAAGGUCCGCAGUGUUUUCAAGUUGGUUAUUAUUCAUUGCAGAAAUAUGAGAGAAACAUCUUAUAGGUUUGUUGAAAAUCCAGCAAAGAAUAUAAAGCUUAAAGAUUUUCAUAGUUAUCACGUUUGACAACUUACACAUGGGAGCAGCUAUACCAAUAUAAUCAUAGCAUCCACGGUAUGAAUUCAAAAAAAAAAUCUAUCUUUCCUGUAUAUUGAUUUACGAAAGGAGAAUGUGAUUGCUGACAUAUUAAAUGAGCAGGUUGAAUCAUGAAUCAAUAGUAGUUGAUGGCGCUAACUUGGUAUUAUGGGGAUGGUACGAUGUAUUUAUUUAGAAAUAAAGCACAACCCUUAAGGACUGGGGGCGUCAUGAUGCCCCCCCCCCCCUUCAAUGCUUCGCGCGAUAUUUCCAAAACGCAAAAAGAUAGCGCUACAAAACUGUAUGACUUUUUUAUUUGAAGUCUCGCGCAACUUUUGAGACCAAAUUAGCGACAUACGGGUAUAUCAUCGCGACUGAUGCCACGUGACUUUUUACGAGACAAUGUCAUGCCGAAAAUGGCCGGCUUAUUUUUAUACUUUGUCUACAAAUUAGUGUACGUGGGCAGGGGCGGAAAUCUCUCCCAAAAGGUAUGGGGGACAAGGGGCUGAAAAAUUUGACGAAGC